CCUAUUCUUGAAACUACUGAGGAGAAAGAUUGUAUAUUAAGUGUUGCCUCCACCAGGACCAGUAUGUCCAGUGGCAAUGAGACAACAGUGGCUCAUGAGCUGCAGGACAGCAGAUCUGGACCCGAGAAGGAGGGGAGGACCUGGAGCAGCAUUCAAACCUCCAUCUCCACUACUGAGGGGUCUGAAUUACACGCAUUCAUCAAGAUGAGGAACAAAGUGGACAAAGAUACUGAGGAAUGGGAGAAACUGAACUAUGAUAUCCACACUCUGAGGUGUGCUCGUAAAGAAGUUUGUACACGUUGGAAGAAGAUCUUGCUUCAGCUGGGUUACCAGAAGGAGGCAGACUCCUUACUGACAGUGAACAGACUGACUGUUCUGAAUGGCUGGGACAAUGUGGAGAAGGCCAGAGAUCUCCUGCGCAUAGUGUCAGAGGAGACGGACCUCUUCCCCCGUGGACUCAGCAACAGUGAAAGAUAUGUCUUUGUCAUGGAUCGACUGGUGUCUUUGGACAGUGCUGAAGACUUUGUGCGGUUGGCCAAAGAGAAAUAUCCAAGAAUUGAGUCUUGAGAUGGAAAGGAACUUCUAAGUUUGGACUCGUUUGCUCUCUUUGAUGCUUCUUCUGCAACUAUUUUUAUCAAUAAAUUCAUUG
Sinocyclocheilus grahami is the source of this 649-nucleotide messenger RNA. RefSeq names its product melanoregulin-like. The record is from RefSeq and is a predicted model, not a curated record. NCBI's taxonomy places the organism in Eukaryota, Metazoa, Chordata, Actinopteri, Cypriniformes, Cyprinidae. Gene Ontology annotation, cellular component: melanosome. Gene Ontology annotation, biological process: melanocyte differentiation; melanosome transport. The transcript is spliced from 5 exons. The coding region runs from base 64 to 567 and encodes 167 amino acids.